Messenger RNA from Mobula hypostoma (lesser devil ray), 741 nucleotides. RefSeq names its product superoxide dismutase [Cu-Zn]-like. Lineage: Eukaryota; Metazoa; Chordata; Chondrichthyes; Myliobatiformes; Myliobatidae. Gene Ontology annotation, molecular function: copper ion binding. Gene Ontology annotation, biological process: superoxide metabolic process. The transcript is spliced from 5 exons. The record is from RefSeq and is a predicted model, not a curated record. The coding region runs from base 40 to 519 and encodes 159 amino acids.
CGCUGGUGGGGGUGCGAGUGGGCGCAAGUUGGUUAAAACAUGAUAGCCACGGGUACUUGUUUCCUGCGAGGUGACGAGGCAGAACAGGAUAAUUCCAUCCAAGGGAUCGUUACAUUCGAGUGGGAUGAAACAGAAGAAGUGCUUAUAAAAGGGACCAUUGAGGGACUCAAACCAGGAAAACACGGUCUUUAUAUUUCAGCACUGGGAAACGUUUCACAUGGCUACACUAGUUCAGGAGUGCAUUAUAAUCCCUGUGAGAAAAAACAUGGCGGACCACAAGAUGAUGAGAGACAUGUUGGUGACCUAGGUAACAUAGAAGCUAAUGAUGAUGGCGUUGCAAAGUUUGAAAUGCAUGAUCGACUCCUUCGUUUAGCAGGAAAUUAUUCAGUAAUUGGACGCACCUUGGUGGUUACUGAAAAUGAAGAUGAUCUGGGUAAAGGUGAAAAUGAAGAAAGUCUUAUCAGAGGAAAUGCUGGAAAAGGUUUAGCCUGGGGUAUCAUUGGAAUAGCUAAUAAAUAAAUUAACAUGAUAUGUAUUAUUCAAAUAAUAAUAUUGAAUAAUUAAAUUAAAUCAGUUGCCCAUGUAAGCAUACAACUCCCUAAAAUUUCCCUUAACUUGUUGAAACUAGUCUGUGUAAAGAUUGAGUUUAUAUUACAACUCUUUUAUUUUUGUGUAAAAUGCAUUGCCAAAAUUGUGAAUGUUAUUGUUUCUUGUAUCAUCAAAUAAACAUAUUGAUUUUAA